UCAGCCGGGCUGGAAGGAGCGGGGCAUAGGCAUGCUGAAGUUACUGCGCUCACCGCCACCCAACAGCCGUGUGCGUGUAGUCAUGCGCAGAGAUCAGAUCCUCAAGGUUUGCUGUAAUCACCCUAUCACAGCGGAGAUGAAGCUUCGACCGUUGCAACAGCAAACAGAUGCGUCGACGCCAACGCUCGCCUGGAUCUGGUGGGCGGUUGACUUUGCUGAGACGGAGGAGGGGGCUUCAGCUGGCGACAGUGGCCGUAAGGAGACAUUUUCUGUACGAUUCAAGACCCCUGAGGAUUCGGAGGCCUUCCAUCAAGCCUUCAUGGGCGCUGUAAAGGCUGCUGGUGGAGAAGAUGCCAAGUUGGAACCGCCGCGUUCUAGUUCUACACCCAGUGGACCAGCUAAUAGCGCAACCACUAAAGAUUCGAAGCGAGGCGAAGAGUCGUCAGAUGAAUCCGAUCUGGUCAUCGUGGAGCACAGCCCGCUCUCGCCAGAGCAGGUCGAACGCGCUCGCGCCCUCCAACUGCCUGACGACUUCUACGCCUACGAAACCGUCACUGACGACGGUGGUCGUCGCCGGCACCACCACCGUGAGGCCAUGAGCCCC
Dibothriocephalus latus is the source of this 604-nucleotide messenger RNA. NCBI's taxonomy places the organism in Eukaryota, Metazoa, Platyhelminthes, Cestoda, Diphyllobothriidea, Diphyllobothriidae. The record is from the annotation of a GenBank genome assembly.